GCUCUGGUCUUUGGUGCCCUGUUCUAAUACAUUUGGAGCAGACUAUGGUGCCCUGUUUUAAUACAUGUGGAGCAGGCUCUGGUGUCCUGUUAUGAUACAUGUGGAGCAGGCUCUGGUGUCCUGUUAUACUACGGAGUAGACUUUGCCCUGUUAUGGUUCAUUUGGAGCAGACUCUGGUUCCCUGUUUGUAUACAUUUGGAGCAGGCUGUGGUGUCAUGUCUAGGUAAACAUGCUGCAGGCUCUGAUUUGCUCUUGCUGGUUAUAAUCUCCCUUGGAAUUACAUCAGGGUCAGCCAGGCAGCGGAUGAUCUGGAAACAGCUGCUGUGCCGACUGUACCUCACCAGCAAUGGUCUGUGCCAAGUAACUGUAGGUGCCGAGAAGUGCAGCAAAGCGUCAGCUCCUUGGGUAAAUGAGCUGAUUGUGAAGGCAGUGUCACUCACAAGAGGGGCAUUCCCGGCUGCCCUGCAGAAAAAUGCCAGUGGGUGUAUAUGUCCUAUGACUGUCUCAAGGAUGGAUGAGAACAAAAGUCACAUGACUGAGACGAUAUUAGGAAUCACCCUGGAGAUCAUCUACCUGCUGACUGGGGAGGAUUAUCUAGUAGUGAAGAUAUCUGGUAAGCCUGUGACAACCAGCGGCCAUCCACGCAUGUCAGGAAGACUAAGCAGGACCCAGAGCCCCAUCACCGUGCCUCCACCUCACUCCCUGAUACAUGAGAGGCACAGCGACCAGAAGAUCCUGAAACUCGCCAACAAGAUCAUUCAGCUGCUGACUGGAGAGGUUCCCAUAAGGUGUGAAGAUGUCACCGUCUAUUUCUCCAUGGAGGAGUGGGAAUAUAUAGAGGAACACAGGGGUCUGUACAAGGACGCGAUGAUGGAGAAUCACCGGCCCCUCACAUCACUGGAUGGAGCCAGUAUGAGAAAUACCCCAGAGAGAUGUCCAAGUUCUCCUUGUUCCCAGGAUCAUACAGAGGAGAAUCACAGUGUCCUACAGGAGGGUCAGGAUGGAGAUCUGAUUGAUGUCAAAGUAGUAGUAGUAGAAGAAGAGACGUAUGUGAUGGGUGAGCAGCGGAGUGAGGUGGAGGAAAUCCCUACAGGUAACAGCACAGAUGGACCGAUCAGCAAAAACACCUCAGAGGAACCUCUCAUUUUAUCUCCAGAUUGUCAAACAGAGGAUAACGACAUCACACAAGACCAUCCGGUGGAAAGCCCCCUUACCCCAGAUAUACUUCCAGUACUAGUAAUUGCCGAUGUAUCACCUGGUCCCUCUGAUCGUGAGGUUGUAAAUACAUGCUCCUGUACGGUGUGUGGCAAAUGCUUCGCUGAGAAUGCGGAUCUUCGUAGACAUCAGAGAACUCACCCGGCUCAAAAGUCAUUCCCGUGUUCCGAGUGCGGCAAAUGUUUUAAGCGCAAAUCAAACCUCAUCCAGCAUCAGAGAACUCACACCGGGGUGAAGCCGUUCUCGUGUUCCGAUUGCGGGAAACGUUUCACGCACAAGUCUUCCGUCGUUCAACAUCAGAGGAUUCACUCGACCGAAAAGUCCUUUCCGUGCCCUGAGUGCGGGAAAUGCCUUCCCUGUAAGUCGCGCCUUGUGCACCAUCUGAGAAUUCACACGGGCGAGAAGCCUUUCGCUUGUCCUGACUGCGGGAAAUGCUUUAACGACAAACAGAAUCUUGCCACCCAUCAAAAAAAUCACUCGGGUGAUAAGGACUUCCGGUGUUCCGAGUGCGGGAAAUGUUUUACAGGCAGGUCGCACCUGGUUAAACAUCAGAGAACGCACACGGGAGAGAAGCCGUUCCUGUGUACCGUGUGUGGGAAAUGUUUCAGUCAAAAGCCCAAUCUGGUUCAUCAUCAGAAAAUUCACACCGGCGAGAAGCCGUUUUCAUGUUCCGUGUGUGGGAAACGUUUCACGCAGAAGUCGUCGCUUACUACGCACGAGAGAAGUCACACGGGCGAAAGGCCCUUUCCGUGUUCGGUGUGUGGGAAAUGGUUUGCCCUGAAAGCUCAUCUUAGUAGACACCAGUUACUUCACGCCAGUGAGAAGCCGUUUCCUUGCUCUGACUGUGGGAAAUGUUUUCCAGUGAAAUCGUCGCUUACGGCCCAUCAGAUAUGGCACAAGAAUGAGAGGCCGUUUCCAUGUUCUGACUGUGGGAAACGAUUUCCAGUGAAAUCAGAACUUUUGAGGCACCAGAGAAUUCACACCGGGGAGAAGCCAUUUUCAUGCUCUGUGUGUGGGAAGUCUUUUAUACAAAAAUCAGGUCUUCAUAAACAUGAGAGGCUACAUACAGGAGAAAGGUGGUGAGCGACAUAAAGAUAGGAAAUAGAGCUGCUGCAACAAAGAUAUACGUUUAUGGAAUUCGGUAUAGUCGUCUCUGUUUAUGGGAGUGUAACGUUAAGAAUCCUGUGUGCAUGAUGUUGAUUGGAAGUAUCUUGCAUUAGUUGACCUCUAACUUUAAUAAUCCAUUCUCUAGUCUUCGUUGUUGAACGGUUUUUCCAUAGUUGUAUGAUACGUGAUUUUUUUUUCUUCAAUAAAUGUUUGAAGAGUGA
Molecule: messenger RNA, 2543 nt
Organism: Pseudophryne corroboree (corroboree frog)
Lineage: Eukaryota; Metazoa; Chordata; Amphibia; Anura; Myobatrachidae
Product: oocyte zinc finger protein XlCOF22-like
Exons: 7
Coding region: 304-2298 (664 amino acids)
Biological process (GO): regulation of transcription by RNA polymerase II
Molecular function (GO): RNA polymerase II cis-regulatory region sequence-specific DNA binding; DNA-binding transcription factor activity, RNA polymerase II-specific
Source: RefSeq, a predicted model, not a curated record